Molecule: messenger RNA, 704 nt
Organism: Nicotiana attenuata
Lineage: Eukaryota; Viridiplantae; Streptophyta; Magnoliopsida; Solanales; Solanaceae
Exons: 2
Source: RefSeq, a predicted model, not a curated record
AUUCUUUCGUGAAGGCACAUGCUGGAGCCAUCAAGGCUGAAACCAGGAAAUCAAAUCUUUUCAAGGUAAGGCAGAGAGAUAAUGAAAUGCUCAGAGAAUUUGUGUCUCGAUUUCUAAUAGAAUGGAUGGACCUGCCACCAGUCACCGACGAUUGUGCAUUUCAAGCUUUCACCCAAGCAAUUAAUAUUCGAAGCUCGGUGGCCUCGCAGCAGUUGAAGCAAAAUUUGAUAGAUUAUCCGGCUGUCACUUGGGUCGAUGUGCAUAAUCGACCCGUCGACAUAAUUAAGAGGGAUAUUGAUCGAGAACCAAGGUCGAACAGAGAUCGGUACCAGUCAUAUAGUGGAGAUCGCGGGAGCAGCGAACCUGGGCGGAAUCUUGCACAAAGGAGAAGUGAUCGAGGUCAGAGCUCUCGAGGGCUCAUGAAUAGGAGCAGCUUCGACAAGCCUAUCGGACCCAAAGAAGAACCUCGAUUAUCAGAAUAUAACUUUUAUGUUGAUGCAACCACCAUCGUAUCAGCUAUUGAACACAUCAAGGAUACCAUAUGGCCUCGACCUCUACAAACCCAUCUAGCCCGAAGAGAUCCCAACCAAAUGUGCGAAUAUCAUGGCACCCAUGGCCACAAAACGGUAGAUUGUCGGCAAUUAAGAGAAGAAGUAGCCCAGUUAUUCAACAACGAGCAUCUUCGGGAGUUUCUGAGUGACUGA